AUGACGAUCCCUGACUGGCAACAGAAAGCCGAGGCCAAGCGGUCCGAGGCUGCAGCCAAAAUCCCCAAGGAGUGGCAGAUUCCCAUGUCUAUCCUUGAAAAAGGCCACUCGCCCUUUGAUAUCCCCCGAAACUCAGGAAUACUAAGUGAGCGUGAAAUUGCUAUCACCGGGGAUCAUGAUGCCACUGACCUCGUCCGGAAACUGGCUUCCAGGGAGUACAGUUCUCUUGAGGUGACAACCGCCUUUGCCAAGCGGGCUGCAAUCGCACAGCAGUUGACCUCCUGCCUGACAGAGACUUUCUUUGAUGUUGCCCUGCAACGUGCACAGGAGUUGGAUGAGUACCUGGAAAGGACCGGAAAGACCGUCGGGCCUUUUCAUGGCCUGCCCAUCAGCAUCAAGGAAUCAUUCAGCGUGACUGGGGUACCAACGACCUUGGGCUUCGUCUCCUUCUUAGACCGCCCCGUAUCUACGAAGAAUUCGGCUCUAGUUGAGGUUCUACUCGCGGCUGGCGCUGUCUUGUAUGUCAAGACCAAUAUCCCGCAGACCAUGAUGACAGCCGACUCUCACAAUAAUGUGUUUGGUCGAGUCCUCAAUCCAUACGGCAAAGACAUCACCGCAGGUGGUAGCAGCGGCGGUGAAGGCUGCCUUGUCGCUUUGCGCGGAUCUCCCCUUGGGGUUGGUACCGACAUCGCAGGCUCCAUUCGGAUCCCUGCACUAUGCUGUGGUCUUGUGGGAUUUAAGCCCACUGUUGGGCGUGUGCCAUAUGGUGGUCAGACAUCGGCGGCUCGGCCAGGAAUGGUUGGUGUCGCCCCGACCGCAGGCCCCAUUUGCCAUUCUGCUCGUGAUGCAGAGCUCUUUUUGCGUGUUGUUUUCAACUCCAAUGCUGCAGACCUCGACGACGGGGCUCUGGGAAUCUCUUGGACUGAGCCAAAGCCCAGCUCGUUUCUCACCAUCGGAAUCAUGCCUGAGGAUCCAGAACGUCCAAUGCAUCCUCCUAUGAAGCGUGUCUUGGCGGAUGCAGUGCACAGCCUGACUGCAGCCGGACACCGAAUGGUAGACUUGACCAAGAAGAUGACGUUUGUAUCUAAAGCGUGUGAGGUGUCGUGGGAAUACUUCUCAAUGGAUCCUGAUCGAACUCCCCUUGGUCACAUUGCACGAGGUGGCGAACCCCCAAUCCCCUCCCUCCAUUUCACAUAUAAUCUGGAUGGGACAGGCCCUGAGCCGGAUCUCCGCAAGCUUUUUGAGCUGAAUGUCGCCAGGAAUGAGAUCACGGCGCAAAUGCGAGAGCUGUUUGUGGAAAAUCAAUUGGAUGUCAUUCUAGGUCCUGGGUAUCAGAGCUGCGCAGUCGCACACGACGCAUACGGGUUGCCAAUGUACACAGUACUGGCAAAUCUUGUCGACUAUCCGGCGUGUGUGCUUCCGAUCGGCAGUGCAAACGAAGCUGCCGACAAAGCAUUUAUCCGGGAAGUUGAUUAUGUGCCACCUUAUCAGCCUCAAGUGAUAGAAGGUGCCCCCUGUCAUGUUCAAAUCAUUGGCAGACGAUUGAAGGACGAGAGUCUGGCACAUGCGGUUUCUGCGAUUGAGCGGGCUUUCCAGUAA
Messenger RNA from Penicillium arizonense, 1599 nucleotides. RefSeq names its product putative general amidase. Lineage: Eukaryota; Fungi; Ascomycota; Eurotiomycetes; Eurotiales; Aspergillaceae. The coding region runs from base 1 to 1599 and encodes 532 amino acids. The transcript has 3 exons. The record is from RefSeq and is a predicted model, not a curated record.